Molecule: messenger RNA, 4382 nt
Organism: Labrus bergylta (ballan wrasse)
Lineage: Eukaryota; Metazoa; Chordata; Actinopteri; Labriformes; Labridae
Gene: prrt1
Product: proline-rich transmembrane protein 1
Cellular component (GO): membrane
Source: RefSeq, a predicted model, not a curated record
UGUCAUGCAUGGGUGGACAGAAAUCCACAUUUUUUUUCUUCUUUUGUUGAGCUGUAGACAAUAAUGGGAUGUUCCAGCACUGUGCAUUUUCUAUCAGUCCGGGCUGUCGCUUUAAGACAACGAUAGCUUUGUGUCUGAUUAAUUCAAUGUACGGCGACGCGUUAGUGGAGAAACCUUAUUAGACUCGCAGCCACACAGAGAGAGAGAGAGAGAGGAGAGAGAGGAGAGAGAGAGAGAAGCACAAGCAGCCCUGCGCGCUGGAAGGAUAAUUAGGUUUAUUUUAAAGUUGCCAUUGAAUCGGGGGCGGUUUUUUUUUUCUCAAGAUGAAGACAUCUUGAGGAUUGGUUUUGGAGGAAUAAAAAAAAACUCUGCAUCAACGUGCACAAGAUCGGAGCGUUUUUAUUUUUAAUCACAACACAUCCGAUCAGAGGAGGAGGACAGAAGAUCGGGAGGCAUGUCGUCGGAAAAACACGGUCUUGAUGAGUCCGGCCGUCAGACCAUGCAGCCUCCUCCGUACCUCCCCGGCCCACAAGACCCCAACGUCCCCCAACAUCCCCAACAACACCCCCAACAACACCCCCAACAACACCCCCAACACCCUCAACAACACCCCAACAUGCAGCCAGCGCCGGGUACCCAACCCAACUACCCUCCUCCUCCACCGCCUCCAGGAUCGGAGGGAUACCUCCAAGAGACCCAGUUCCACUGCGGCCCGAUGGGACCUCAGGGAGCUCCGCAGGGCUACACGGUCCAGACGCAGGGACCCGGAGGCACCAUGCCUCACCCGCCUGUAGGAUACCUCCAUCCUGGUUACCCACUGCAGCUGCAGCCCUGCACAGCCUACGUACCCGUCUACCCCAUGGCAUCGGGUCAGCCCUACAUGCCCGCCGCGGGAGGCCACCCAGGGAUCCCAGCGGGUCAGAUUCAUCCCAUGCAGAUGCCCCCCAGCAUCACCCUGAUGGACCGCCGGCCGCCUCACGACUACCUGCCCAUCGCCGUGCUCACCACCGUCUGCUGCUUCUGGCCCACAGGCAUCAUCGCCAUCAUCAAAGCCGUGCAGGUGCGCACAGCGAUAGCCAGAGGGGACAUGGUGACGGCGGAGAUAGCCUCCCGUGAGGCGCGCAACUUCUCCUUCAUCAGCCUGGCUGUCGGCAUCGCCUCCAUCGUGCUGUGCACCAUACUCACCGUGGUUGUCAUCAUCGCCUCGCAGCACCACGACGACGAAUGGGAGCCGUAACUCCAACGCAGACGGGGGAAAUCACGGCACAUAGCCAACUACUCUCGAUCGUUUUUGAGGAUAUACCGUAGGAGCACUGACAAAUGCAACACAAACUGCUAAGGCGUUUCCUGCCCUCUGUGACCAACUACACACACACACACACACACAGCUCUGAGUUAACCUGCUGUCACACAACACACACCAACAACCAAACACAGCGUAUAUGAUGAAACACCAAAUACAAGAGCUGUUUAAUGAGGUCCAGAAUUUCCCUUUGCACUCAAAUAUGAGCCGCAAGAGGGAAACAAUGCUCCACACAUUAACAAUUAAUUUGAUGCUGAUUAUAAUAAGUUUUGAUUAUUUCACCAGAUCAGAGGAUAGGUGGCUGUGUGUUACAACAACAUCUGCUAAAUGCGCCCACACAGAUGUAUUUUUUUGAGUAGUUAAAUGCACAUUUAGUCUUAAAAUUAUACAUCUUUAAAAACAUUUUUAAAAAGUGCCAUGCUUAGUGACAAGUGUUGAUCAGGUGUUAGUGCUGAUUGCCCGGGUUAGAGGCGCUGCUCAAUACACAUUCUUACACACCAAAUCGAGACUGGAUGGACGAAGCGUCUAAUGUAACCAAACAAGAUUAUUUAUUUGAGAUUGGAUGUUUGUGAAUUAUUUGGUUUUUUUUUUUCAUUUAUUUAAAACUCUUAUUUAUUAAUUUAUUCAAUAUCUACCCAUGCACUAACGUUGUCUGCUAUAAUUUACAGUAUAUCAAUCAUUUUUCUUGCAGCUAUCUGACACUUUGCAAUUGGCUUAAAUUUGAUAUCUGAAGAUGUUGAUUUUGCACUUUGUAGUGACCACAUGAGAUGAUGCAGCUGCUUACAUUCAUAGUUCUUAUAGUGCAUGCUAAAUAUGAAUUUAAGCUAUUGGGCGUCUGGUGCAAAAAAAAAAAAAAAAAAAAAGCUUUUCUCCCAGCUGCUGGUGGGAAUAUUUCCAAAAAAAAAAUGUUGUGUGAAAUAGUAUUUUUCAAAACGUUUAAAAACGGCUGCUGUAAUAACAAGAAUAUCAAGGAGACAAUUUAGAUGAUAAGUAUUUGAAUUUAAUAUUUGCGAAUAUUUGUUUUUUGCAAGUAUUUUCAAAGUAGUGUAUUGGCCUAUUUUUUGUGUUGCACAUCUCUUAGCUAUUUAUUCAAUCAGACACUGUAUAUGAAACUUUUGUGCAACGUUAGACUAAUGAGGUAUCAUAACCCUGCAUGUGAUCCCUCACUUUGUUUCCAUUUGUCUUAAAUAUCAAGGCUGCGUGACGGCUCAGAGCCUUUUUCACUGUUGUGUACACAAAGCGUCAGACGGGGUUCACUCCAUGUGAGUUUCCAUGAUGUAGCGUUUAGCUCUGAGCAGUAGGUGUGCUACUGUUUGUAUGAGCCAUGACAAUACAGCGUGAAUAUUAUUUGGUGUUGCUGGGGUUACGGGAGAACAGAAAAUGAAUGUUUCCAAUAGAAGAGAGAAAGAGAGAGAGAGAGAAAAUAAUAAUGCCUAUACAGUAUUGUAGCACUUUCUGCUAUCUGAAAUCUGUCCCCUGGUUCCCAUUCUCUCUCUUUUUGUCUCCCCACAUGAGUUAUUGGACCUAUUAAUACCUCCCUCUUCCCCUUUCUCUUUUGCUCUGUUGUUUUUUUUUAAGAAUAAUAGAGAGAUAUUGAAAAAAUAUAUUGUUUGUGGACAAUGAACACAAAAAGAGACAGUAUAAAUACAGUUUAUUCUGUAGUUUAUGUUAUUAUCAAAGUCAUUAUUAUUAUUUAUUGCUAUUGAUGAUCACUUACGUAUAAUAUAAGGUACAGUGGACACAUCCUGGCCUGUAUUUAUCAAUUGUCAUUUACUUAUUAUACAUUUACAGUUAGUCGUUAUGCUGGGCGAUGAGUUUUUUCUGUACAAAUUGUUGAUGAUAUUCAUUUAAAGAAAAUAUUAUGGUCUGAAAUAUGUAAAUUAACUUAAAUUAAACAAUAUUUGAGAUAUUUAAAGAGUAUGAAAAUAUAAAUAUAGACAAAAAAAAAGAUGUAUGAUGUUAAAGCUGGACACAAAGAACAAGCUGGAGAACGGAGGAGCGUCUCCUACCAUCAGAGAUAACAGCUCAUAUAAGAGGCUCAAAAAUAUAUAUAAAUCUAAUGUCUAUGUCUAAAAGCACUUUACCCUGAGUUAUUAUUCUGAAUUUAUAAUUCAUAUCAGAUGAUAAUAUUUGGUAAAAUCUCUUCAUAAUGUCCCGGAAAUGCUACGAUUAGAUUUUACUACUCCAUCUAAACACUAAAAUAGAGUUUCAAUAAAUAGAUUUGAAUCUACAAGCAACUUUUUUAAAUUUAAAAAGAUAUUGUCUCCUUUUAGCUAAGACAAAGACUAACCCCUAAUCAAAUCUAUAGCCCACCUAGCACCAUUCAAUUCUUGUGUUUCCUCUUUGGGCUUAAAAGAAAUCUCAUCAGGGUGUGACAGGUGGUUGUUGUUACUUUUGGACAAAGCAGUCUAGCCCUUUUUUUUCAAAAAUUGCAGAGCUAAACUAACUAGCUUCAGACUGUAGCUAGAUUAGCCUAGCGUACACAUAUGAGAGUAGUCUUAAUCUUCUCAUCUGUGUCUUUGCAAGUAAAAUAAAUAAGCAGGCUGAAUCAUUUAUUUAAGAUGAGGAUGAAAAGUCAAAGAUGUUUUACUUCUAUCCAACACUUUACCCAAAAAAUGUACUUUUAUCAGUUUGAUAAAUACAGGCCGUGUCCUUCUGAUGACACGUUGAUAUUUCAGUGUUUAAAGAGUUAAUGAAGCACAGUGCUGUUUAGUAUUAUUAUUGUAGUUAAUAUCUAGUUAAUAUGACGCUAUAGGCUCCCUGUGUGCUUUCUAUUGGGACCUCUCUGUGACAUGAACCGCAGCUGUUUACCUGAACAGCUGACAGAUUUAUUCAUCAUUUCCCUUUUUAUUUCUUUUUUUUUUUACGUUUUGUUUUUUAUUUAUGAGCCUGUACAUGCGAUGAUUGGAUGCUUGUUCAAAGAGCCAAAAAAAAAAAAAAAAAACCUGUGUACAUGUGGUUCUCUUUGGGGUUUAUCUUUAUAAUAGGCUGAUUUUCAUGGCUGUGUUGCACAUGCAUUGGUUGUUUCUGACUUCAGUUGUUUGAGCGACGAAUAAAAGAAUAAUUUUUUGUUGAUGCA